AUGGCAUACAAUGCGUUUUUUCUCACGGUUAUUGCUGUUGUUACAACAUUAGCAUCAGUUACUCUUGCUGAACCUGUUCCUGUUGUACCUAUCCUCGAUGUUUCUUCCCUCAACCGAAGCACUUUUCCACCAGGAUUCCUUUUUGGGACAGCUUCUGCCGCUUACCAGUAUGAAGGUGCGGCGAAAGAAGGUGGCAAAGGGCCGAGUGUAUGGGAUACUUUCACCCAUAAACAUCCAGAACUGAUACAAGACAGAAGUAAUGGAGAUGUUGCCAAUGAUCAAUAUCACCGGUAUAAGGAAGACGUUGGAAUCAUGAAAUAUAUGAACUUGGAUGCAUACCGAUUCUCUAUUUCUUGGCCAAGAAUUCUUCCAAAAGGAAAGCUUAGUGGAGGAAUAAACCAAGAAGGAGUCAAAUAUUACAACAACCUCAUCAACGAACUAUUAGCUUAUGGUAUUGAACCAUUUGUCACCCUCUUCCAUUGGGAUCUUCCUCAGACUUUAGAAGAUGAGUAUGGUGGCUUCCUAAGUCCUCGCAUUAUAAACGACUUUCAAGAUUACGCAGAAGUUUGCUUCAAAGAAUUUGGAGACAGAGUGAAGUAUUGGAUUACUUUAAACGAGCCAUGGACUUAUAGUACAUUUGGCUAUGCAACUGGAAUCAUGCCACCAAAUCGAUGUUCUAAAUGGUUAGAUCCAAAAUGUGUUCAUGGUGAUUCUGGGAAAGAACCUUAUUUAGUUUCACAUCACCUUCUUCUUGCUCAUGCAGCCACUGUCCAAGUUUACAGAAAAAAAUAUCAGGUGUAUCAAAAAGGAGUAAUAGGCAUAACCCUUGUGUCUAAUUGGUUUGAACCAUUGUCAGAUAACAAAUUAGAUAAAAGUGCUUCUGAGCGAGCUCUAGAUUUCAUGCUGGGAUGGUUUGUGGAACCAUUAACAUCAGGAAAAUAUCCGAAAAGCAUGCGUUCUCUUGUUGGUAAUCGAUUACCAGAAUUCUCCCAAGAACAAAUCAAACUCGUGAAUGGUUCAUUUGAUUUUAUUGGAUUAAACUAUUACACCUCUAACUAUGCUACCCAUGCACCUCGGCUAGGCACUGUCAAACCUAAUUAUAAUACAGAUGCCAAUACCAAUCUUACAACUGAACGCAAUGGGAUUCCAAUAGGUCCAACGGCUGCAUCAAGCUGGUUGUAUGUGUAUCCGCGAGGCAUUAGAGAAUUAUUGUUGUACACUAAACAAAAGUACAACAAUCCAUUAAUUUACAUAACUGAAAAUGGUGUUGAUGAGUUCAAUGAUCCAACGCUAUCGUUGGAAGAGUCUCUUCUAGAUACGUUGAGGAUAGACUAUCAUUAUCGUCAUCUAUUUUAUCUUCAUUCAGCAAUUAGGGAUGGCGUAAAUAUAAAAGGAUAUUUUGCAUGGUCAUUGCUUGACAACUUUGAAUGGAACAAUGGCUAUACAGUGAGAUUCGGAAUCAACUUUGUGGAUUACAAGAAUGGCUUUAAGCGAUAUCAAAAACUCUCUGCAAAAUGGUUUAGGAAUUUUCUAAAAACAUACUGAAUUUAUGUACCUUCCC
Messenger RNA from Vigna radiata var. radiata (mung bean), 1561 nucleotides. RefSeq names its product beta-glucosidase 13. Gene Ontology annotation, biological process: carbohydrate metabolic process. Gene Ontology annotation, molecular function: beta-glucosidase activity. The record is from RefSeq and is a predicted model, not a curated record. NCBI's taxonomy places the organism in Eukaryota, Viridiplantae, Streptophyta, Magnoliopsida, Fabales, Fabaceae. Bases 1 to 1545 code for a protein of 514 amino acids. The transcript is spliced from 13 exons.